UGUCACUGCUUUUGCGACUUCUUGUUAACAAGGACUGAUAUAAUACUGUUUUAUUCACAAAGCAGUGCUAUUGGAUUUUACUUUAACAGCGGUUUGCUUCUUUGCCUGCACACAGACCCUUUUAAAGUUGAAUGUCUUAACCGUUUGAUCUUAAUGCAGUUGGGAAACCAGUGUAUAGCAGUUUUAAUAGUGUUAAAGCAAUGACAGAUUUAUAUUGAGAAGAAAUGACCAUCAUUUUCAACUAGAGAGAAACUGUUUAAUUAAGUUGGAAAGUGAUAUAUAUGGUAUAUUUAAAACUCAUUGAGGCGUACCGCCCUAGCGGGAUGGGUAUAACAUUUCGGAUUCUUCACAAUGCAAAAAGUAGAUUGUAUACGAUUUCUUUGUAAUGGUUGUGCUUUCGUAUUUUCUACUCGUUUUCGUGAAGGUUUUCCACACGGGGAAGUUUUCAUAAUUAUGUGCGGCUUGCUAUACCUUAAGACGGAAAUUAUUGGACAAUUGCUGUUCAUAAAUUGAGAAAACGACGAAAGGUGUUUAAAGCCUGUCUAAAUUGUAUCAUGGAUAACGUUCGUGUUUUUGCAAUAUUUACCCUGACGGUGGUUUAUUUCAUCCAAACAGGUCAAGGUCAGUACAGGGAGGCCAGUGAGCUGCUCCAGAAUUUAAGGCGUGGCUACGAGAGGCUCGUGCCUCCUACGCGCACUUCCGGGUCGCACGUUUCAGUGAAGAUACACCCAUCCAUUGUGCGCAUCAGCGAUUUGAAUGAGAACCGAGAAGCUUUAUCAGCCACUAUCAGCCUGUCAAUGAAUUGGUCUGAUCUUCGCCUCAGUUGGAACCCGGCUCAGUAUGGCGGCGUGGAGAAACUCUACCUGCCCGCCGACACCAUCUGGCUCCCGGAUAUCACCGUACAUAACACGGUUGAGGGUUCGAUACCGGAACAGAGCACGAGCCAACUCGUGGAGGUCUCGCACAUAGGUUACGUGCUCAUGGUCUCGAUGCUACACGUGGAUACCUACUGCGAGAUGACGCUCACCGGAUACCCACGUGACGUACACGAGUGUGACGUCAUCAUCGGCUCGUGGAUGUACUCAGCCAAGCUCCUGGUGCUCGAAUCAUGGACUGGCGGGACUGUGAUUGACCACGUGCCUCUGUCCGCAAACACGGACGACGCAAUCCCGGACCUCGAAGGGCGGAGCUGGAGUCUGCUGGGACGCGCAGGAAGUGCCAAGAUUCAACUUGUGACCUAUGAAUGUUGUCCAGAUGAGCAGUACGUUCAGUUACGCAUCUCACUGACCUUGAAGCGCCAUGCCCCCUACCUGUCCACGCAGCUCUGGUUGUUCUUCCUGCUACUACCGGCGCUCACCGCCUUUCAGUUCUUCAUUCCUCCGGACAAUGACAACAGAACAGUUUACGGUCUGGUGGUCGUGCUCGCUCACCUGGUUUUCUUGGUGCACGUCUCUUCAAUUUUGCCGUCGUCGUUUGAGCCGCCGCGUAUAGGUAUCCUAGCAACCUUUAACCUCGUGGUGUCCGCCAUUUCUCUUCUGAUGUCCAUCGUCAGCGCGAGGACAGCGACCUCUCCGAACAAAAUCUGCCUCAAACUUAAUCAAUUCCUACCGUGCUGCGGCUUUCAAGAUCAUACCGCGGAACAAGACACCGGAAAGCACUUCCGACCACCAUCUGAUGAAAUUAAUCACCUCAUAACACCAAUCGACACCAACGAUGUCGAAUACAUUGAACUAGUAGAUACACAUAAUACACAUUAUAAGAUGAAAUAUGAUGAAAGUCAAUUACUAACGAAGAUCCACACAGAAAUAACAUGCAUUAAAGACAUCAUGCGAGACAAACUUCACAAGAAACGGGAUAUAGAAACCUCGAGUAGAAUUUGCAGUUUUCUUGAUAAUGUUUCAUUAUGUGUAUUACUGUUGUCAUUUAUUGUAAACAUUAUUGUUCUGUCUGUGUUGUAAGUGCUCAAAAUAUUAAUGAAAACAUAAUUUUAAUUCGGAAAACGGGGCUUAAUGUGAUUAGCCUGUGCAGUCCGAAGAACGAGGCACUCAUAAUCGAUUGUAUUGUGAUACAAUAUUAGUAUACUCAGAUUUGAUUAUACCAUAACACAUAAUUACUCGUGUCUUUAACAUAAUAAUGUCAAUUGCUUUUAACCUGUGGAAAUGGUUGCACAAGUAAUAAGUUGUAUGUUAUUAAUAACUUUACCUGUUGUUACCAAUAUUGAAUAUUAUUUUAAUAUUAAAACAUAUUGUUGUCAACAGACAUGUUUUAAACAUUGUAAUGCAGGCUGUGUUUUUGUGUGUUAUUAUUGUCUUUAUAGAUACAAAUUCAUUUAUAAUGCGAAUACUGCAUAAUAAGAAAAUAGUUAUUUACCAAAUGUUAAUUUAUAAACUACUUAUUUAUUUUGAAUUUUACUGUCUUUACUGUAGCGUUGAUCUCACACGGAAUGUAACCUUUUGUUUUGAUGAAAAUGUUGUUUAUAAUAAACAAUUAUAUGGAUUGUUAAA
Molecule: messenger RNA, 2504 nt
Organism: Dreissena polymorpha
Lineage: Eukaryota; Metazoa; Mollusca; Bivalvia; Myida; Dreissenidae
Product: acetylcholine receptor subunit alpha-1-A-like
Exons: 10
Coding region: 555-1958 (467 amino acids)
Biological process (GO): regulation of membrane potential; monoatomic ion transmembrane transport; chemical synaptic transmission
Cellular component (GO): synapse; neuron projection; membrane
Molecular function (GO): transmembrane signaling receptor activity; neurotransmitter receptor activity; extracellular ligand-gated monoatomic ion channel activity
Source: RefSeq, a predicted model, not a curated record